GGCCUAAAGCAGUCGCAGCCAAAGCACCUUGAGGGCCGGUUGCGCCGCCGACUGGUUUUUCGUCCGAGGCCGCCGACGGCGUCUUCGCGAAAGUUUCGCACGCUUCAUUCAACUCGCCGCUCUCCGAGUCGACACCGACAAACCGAAGAACCGACCCGAUCUGAGAUCGCCUUACCUCUCACAGCCAGAACAGCCGAGUCAUGUUCAAAGAUUUGGUGUUACAUCGAGUGGACGACUACGCUGGAUCCGGAAGAAGCGUCCAGACGACGACGAGCGUGUGAACGGCGUGCGCGGUGCUGUGUUGGUCAAGUCGUGUGGCCGCUGUCGCUUUUUUUUCUUUCUUUUCUGUGGUGCGUCGCUGGGCCGUCGCAUCGGAGCCUCAGGAUUUGUCGCAUGUCACCGUGAUUCGCACCCGGAGACAUGGCACAGCCCAGUAUGGUCACGCUGGCGACGUACGUCGCCCUGUCCUUGAUGGUCGCUUUCCAUGGAAGGCUCGUGUCGGGACAAAAGGGUCAGCAAGAAGUGGAACCCGAAUUUUCGCCAACUGUGACGGCCAACUGCGACAAGGGCUUCAUGGUGAUCUCGGUGCUGACGGAGCAGCCGUUCGACGGGAUCCUCCACACGAGGGACACGAGCGACCCCAGGGGCCCCAAGGAGUUGCGCAGGGACCCCUGCAUCACGUACGGCUCCGGGGCAAAGAACACCUCGCUGCGCAUCAGCCUCUUCCCGGGUCCCGACGAUCCGCUGUACUGCGGCGUCCGGCGAAGGGAAGGUACCGAAGAGCGGUCUGUGGCCAUAUCGAUCCGAGUUCACAAGGCUCUUGAGCUUUCCGACGACAAGUCCUACGUCAUCACCUGCGGGAAAAACAACUUCAGGAACGCCAGGAAUGAGCUGUACCGGGUGUCACUUGGAUUCUUGGACGCAGACAAGAAGGUUCAUGAGCUCGUCAUUGGUCAUCAGUAUGUCCUCAGGGCAAGUGUCAAUGGUCCUGGUGGUAUCGAAGGCUUACGAGUCAAGUCAUGCUUUGGCUUUGCUCCCAACACAAGUGAGGUGGAACUCAUUGACAUUAAUGGGUGCCCCAAGACAACGUUCCUGUCCGAAUUCAAGUACAACGAGACGUCGGAAACCGCGGAUGCAACGGUGUCGUCAACGUUCCGGUUCCCCGGGAGCAACAGGAUCAACGUGCAGUGCGACAUUGUCGUCUGCCAGUCGGCCAGGUGUGCGCCGACGUGCCCAAGCUCUUCCUCGGGGUCCUCGCCUACAAAGUCACAACCGCAGCAGGCGAAGGACGGUGAAUCGGCCGUUCAACUGAUGGCAUCUACAGCCGUCUUUGUUGUGGAACCUGGAGAAAGCACCUCUUCACCGAUCCGAGAGUGCACCGAGUGGCGCUUCCCGUGGCUCAUCGGCCUGUGCAUCUGCCUGGCCAUCCUGCUGCUGGUCAUGCUCAUCGUCAACAUCUUCCUCUGCUCCUCCCUCACGUGCACCUGCACCAAGACAGAGGUGGAAGAAAAGGAGCCCUCUGAAAUGGAGGACUACGACCCAUACAAGGUCGGCUGGGCACCCAGCUCCCAGUACGGGUCCCGCACCUCACUCAACAAGCCGGGUUACGCCUCGGGUGGCUCCACCCUCAACUCGGCGCGUUCCGUGAGCAACGGCAGCGACCACUACACCAUCGUCCACUCGCGGCCCAACAGCCGGUACUCGCACCACUCCAGCAAGGAGCCGCUGCACCGUGCCGGGCCAGGCUCGCACCUGUCCAACGGGCACGGACACUACAACUCCAGGAUAUAGGUUCUUCAAUGCCGUGGCGUCACUCCUCCUGGAGACCGAACUUUUAUGCACCGCAAGCGCUUCCGUGAAUCCCGGUGGGACCGUUUCCCCCGGAUGCCAAAACAGGGAUUGCGAAGACGGCGUGUAAAAAUUAAGGACAGCUGCCCCUCGUUCGUCACGGGGUGUCGAGCGUUUUUUACGCUGAAACACCCGCACAAUGUUCGCGGGAGACCUCGUGUUAUUUCUGUGACGGCUGUACCGUAAAAUCUUGAGAGAUGCCCUACCCCCCAAAAGGUAACCUGCUCCCCAUUUUUUGGCUCGAUUUGCUAUUUCUUUUUUGAACACCGAAAGAUAGCCCACUCUUAGUAAUCUUCGUGUUUGGAUCAACGAUGACCUCUGCGUAAAUGCAUCUAGUUAGCUAUGGCAAGAUAUAAGCGAACAUUGCAGACUGGGAAGUGUGGUCAUGUCUGCUUCAUUGCCCCUUGCCACGAUAACAAGUUUGACAAAGGCACGUGGUCUAAAAAUAGCAUAUUUUUCAACUUUUCUUGGUUGCACGCUGAAAGUUAGCCCACUCCUUAUUUCACCCAAUUUGCUCUCCAUUUUAGGUGCGCCAUCUCCCGGGAUUUUACGGUAGUCCGUUGCAGGUUAAGAAAAGUCUGACAAGCUCGUCCCAUAGGGCCCCCCCAUUCCUCCCGCUUUAGCAGAGCGAACGCUGGAGAGGAGGAAGCAAUUUCGGCGAGCAGAGAGCUUCUGUAAGAGGGGCUUGUCCCGAUUUUCUUAAAACCUCAACGGACUAUGGAAGCGAAUGACGAUGCGAGACAAGACCCGUGUUUCGUUGAGUUGAAACGAGGUUGCUCAUGUGCCUUUUGGAAUUUUAAUGAUGGUGGUCAAGUAAAGGAGGAGUUGGCUGCUGAAUUCACCCGAACCAAACACACCUCGCUUGUUUCGAAACUCGCGAGGUUCGGGCUGGGGACGUCCAGGUUUGUUUGACACAGCUGGGCUACAUUGGUUCGGGUUUCACUUCCUGCGCGCGACAGCGAACGUUAACAGCUCGAGAGAGCACUCGUUCGUAGAUGAUAGGCAUUGAACUUACGUUGUAAUGAAACUAACAAAGAGAGUUCUUAUAGCUAUUUUUUUUCUUUUAGCCCAUAAUUAUUUGGUUGAUCCAAAACGAAUUUCCCCGUUUUGAACUGGUUAGUGGCCUAGCAAGAAGUGUCGCGAACUAAUUGAAGAAUUGUAAAUAUAUACCGGUCACAAUGCUUUUGCGAUGGCAAAGUUGAGGCUUGUCGGUGGUCACGUCCUGUUGUGGAGUAAAUGACGUCGGCCGCGUUGUGGCCUAUUUCGUGUCUAUUGUUUUCUGAGCAACAUUCCGGAGGGACUAAGCCAUGCUUUGUGUGCUUACAUGCACAUCUUGAGGUGUGUGUGCAAACACUCUUCCAAUGGAUCAGUGUGCAAUGCAUGUGUACUUUUUUUUUUAUUACUCUCAAUAUCGUCCAGUUUCCUCCAAACACCUAGUCCAUGCUCAAUGCUUCAGACAAGAAUGACUACUAUGUAUAAAAGACAGUUCUAUAAAAGUAUCCAGAAGAAAUCGCAGCUCUGUAGUUUAUAUCGACGUUGUCAUGACACCAGCUGCUGAUAUACAUGGGACAUGUCACAAUUAAAAUGGGAGAAUUUGUUUUUCUUUCUUAAUUUAUGUAUUAAGCAUUACUUAAAAGUUUGCUGCAGCUGCAAAUUUUUGUUAUUUGUUGUGGCUUUAUGUAACAGAUUUUAAGCAGAACGAUAUGUUUCUGUGAUGGAACUACAUUCUUUUGUGCCCACAGUACCCAGAGCAAGAUGUGUGACACAUUUUGUUGACUGCCCCUCCCUUGGGACAUAUGUAGGCUUCUUCGAAUUUUAGACACAAUCAGCUGCAGUGUCUAACAAGAGAAGGGAACCUAUCUGGGGAAUGGGCCAUAUUUCUUAAUUUUUAUAAUGUCUAUAUUUAAGAAACAAAGUGCCUUCAGACUGACAGAUUUUAACGUGCCCCGUGACUUAAUUGUUUUCGUACUGUCAGCAGACGUGUGGCAUUCAGGGAAUGCCAAGACGCCCGUUUUUAAUAUGAAGUUUUUGAUAUGCUAUUUGUUUACUAAUUACAAAGUGCCAUUUGAUACCAUGUAAUGCAGAAUUAUAUAGGAAGAGUAGUAUAUUUGUGUUGUGUCUUGUAGUAUCGCAGAUAGAGAGACGUGAAUCAAGUGAGAUCAUAAAAGUGAUUACAAGACUAUGUGCCUAUACACGCAUGCAACCGUACAUCAUAUUACGAGAGUAUAAAUAACCAAGCAAACCCGUCCCCCUAAACUGGCUCAAAAAAUGUAACCUGUGACAUGGUGACAACUUUGAGCGCAUAUAAUUUGUGUCUUCAUUGGCAGAUUGAUCGCUGUAGCACCUCAAACUUGUCUAGAGAUAUGUCUUAGCGUGAAGUCGCUUUUCUGUCCUGUUGGUAUAAAGUGCAGUUGUCUGAUGCAAAAUCUCUUCUUGCAACAAAUGUGAAUUUUUAAAUUGAAUGUACCAGUCAAAAAAAUAUUAUGGGUUUUCCUCCCAAUGUUUUACUUCUUACGCAGUGAACUAACUUGGGUAGGAAAAACAAGCACUUGCAAGUAAGAAGAUCAAAACAAUUUUGCCCCAAGAUGGUUAGAUUCUUUUGUGGCAAUCUCAGAAUCGGGAAAUGUUCACGCUUGCCAGACCUUUCGUCUUAUGCAGUGUGCCCUAUGAGGCCUAUGUAGGCCUCAGAUGGGUCUUUGUAGGUCACAUACUGCAUGCUACUUGGUUUUGCACUUGUGAUUCACAAACAAAUCUACAUGUUUUUUUUUUAAUUACAUUACUUUUUUUUAAUAAGUACAUGUCACUCAUAAUGCUGGAUUGGAGAAAUUUUCUAAGAAUUAUGCCUAACUAAAUGGCCAAUUUUUUAAAUAGAAAGGCCUGGUUAAAGGCCCAAUUCCACCAUAUAUAUGCAAUUUUUAAGGAACCUGCUCUGGCAGCAGAAAUAACUUGCAAAAACACCGGAAGAGAAUGGUACACAAAUGACAUUGAGAGCCUGCAGUCGACAAAAGGGUAUGACGGCGUCAAGAGUCAUCCUACUCUUUCAGAUAAGGCGUAAGUGAUACAAUCAUAGGAAAUUGAACAGACAGAAAUCAUAGUUGAAGGCAGAUGGCAUAGGACACCUCAGCCUGGUUAAACGUGUUGUCUAAAAUUAUAUGCAUCUGCUCAAAACUAAUGUGCGGUUAUCCUCUGCUCAUAACACCAUACCUAGAACUGUCAUCCAUGUUAGAACAUUCACCGAAUUCUGACACCAUCCUCAUGGCAUAAAACAUGCUUGCUGCAUUGAUAUAUAGUGUGUACAUAUUCACAAGCUGUACAUUAAAAUUUGUGUUUUUCGA
Molecule: messenger RNA, 5183 nt
Organism: Ixodes scapularis (black-legged tick)
Lineage: Eukaryota; Metazoa; Arthropoda; Arachnida; Ixodida; Ixodidae
Exons: 10
Coding region: 421-1791 (456 amino acids)
Source: RefSeq, a predicted model, not a curated record